CGCAUGUUAAUAGCCGUGGUGACCUUGUUCAGUGUGUGCUGGCUUCCGUACAACGCAUACUUCGUGUACGUGUCGCACAAUCCGCACGUGGCAUACCUGGACCACAUCCAGCACGUGUACCUGGCAAUGUACUGGCUAGCCAUGUCCCAUGCCAUGUGCAACCCCAUCGUGUACUACUGCAUGAACAAAAGGUUCAGAUCGUAUUUCCGGCAAGCUCUGUGCUGGUGCAUCCCGAAACCAGAAGCUACAAAGACCCUCGCGGCGAACGGCCGUGCUGUACCCUUCCAGACCAGCUGGACAGACCGACAGCACACGAUGAGAGUGUCCAUGUGCUCACACGCUGUCCUGUCAAGCAAGGACAGGGUGACCGCGCAUAAUGGAGGCUUCGGCAAGGGUCACAACCACAACCAUGACACAAGCCUCGUAUAAAGAGGGGAGUGUACUGAGUCCAAAUUAUUGACGGUGAUGAUGUGCAGACAUGUCUGCUCUGCGAUUGAAACGCGUCAACGUGCCGGCCACUAUGUGGCCCGAUUAUCGCUCUUGCAUAAUUGAACACUGUACAGGAAGGAAUUCUGACAACAUGGUCAUAUAAGGUUUGAAAAGAACGUUGGUAAAAGUGGCCGCUAGAGCCAAAAAUUGUUUCGGGGGUAGAUAGCUCAGGACGCCGGCUUUCAUGAGUCUGUGCACAUCAGUAUGGCUUUUUGUCAGCCAUGCAAAGUCAUUAACCCGCAGUAGUUGGGUAUAUUCGAUUAUAAAGAAAUUAUGGAAGAAACUAAAGUAUAAAUCCUUGAAUCAAGCAUAUUGAUUUGAAACGGAAGUGUUAGAUGAGCAGUCACAAAGGCGAAUAUUU
Dermacentor silvarum is the source of this 850-nucleotide messenger RNA. RefSeq names its product tachykinin-like peptides receptor 86C. NCBI's taxonomy places the organism in Eukaryota, Metazoa, Arthropoda, Arachnida, Ixodida, Ixodidae. Bases 4 to 429 code for a protein of 141 amino acids. The transcript has 2 exons. Gene Ontology annotation, biological process: G protein-coupled receptor signaling pathway. The record is from RefSeq and is a predicted model, not a curated record. Gene Ontology annotation, molecular function: tachykinin receptor activity. Gene Ontology annotation, cellular component: plasma membrane.